AUGGGAGUCGCGAAGUAUACCAAGUGGGGUCUUCAGCUUCGAAGAGCAUUCCACGGGGGGUUCAAACUUGUGGAUAUAGAAGCUAGAGAGCCAGUCAAAUGCGCAUGCGAGAGUGAAGUGGCCAGUUACAACGGCGCUCUGCCUCCCGACUGUCGCCUGGACACAUCCAUCCCGCUUCCAAGUAAGCCACCUGCAUACAGUAAGCAUGUAUUGUUGGUCUCUCCUCGUGCCGACGCAUGGGUGGCCGAUUGGCAGUCCAAGCUCGAACUGAACCCGCACUGGCCCUACAAUGCUGUCAGUACUUUUAAGCGUGCUCUAAGAACAGCCUACCGCGGGGACGGUAUUCUGGUCAAUGCGGUCUGUUUUCAGGGGAGCACACUUCUCCCGAAACUGCGGCAUGGCCAUGCCCAGUUUCUGGUUUUGCCAGAGUUCCAAGUCUACGACGUCUACCAAGACUCUAUUGAGGAGUUUGCAUACUUCAUAGGCGGGGGUAAGGGUAAGGAGGCUCCUUCCCGGUUAGGAUUCCUCGAUUAUGCUGAAGGCUCGGGUAACCAGGCUGCCCGUAGGGAGCAGGGUCCCGGAUGCGCUGCUGCUGGACCCAUCUUUCAAGGGCAGCCGUUCAAUAGAAACUUACUUCUGGUAUGUGGCCACCUUCAGCGCGAUGCCAGGUGCGGCCUAAUUGCCCCUGAGCUGGUAGACGCCCUAAAAGGAGAGCCGUACCUUGCCGAAACCGAGAUUGGCAUAGUAUCGCACAUCGGCGGCCACAAACUUGCUGGAAAUCUCAUAUACUACAGUCGGGCGGAUCCAAGCCAUGUAGAUAAGCCUCUAGUUGAUGCGCUGUGGUUUGGAAAAGUGCUUCCGGCCAUGAUACCAACGUUAGUGGAUGCACUUUCUCAAAAGAAGAUCGUCAGUGCGAAUUACAGAGGCGGGAUAUCAUUCUAA
Eremothecium gossypii ATCC 10895 is the source of this 942-nucleotide messenger RNA. It is a transcript of the gene AIM32, whose product is annotated as Aim32p. The record is from RefSeq and is marked provisional. NCBI's taxonomy places the organism in Eukaryota, Fungi, Ascomycota, Saccharomycetes, Saccharomycetales, Saccharomycetaceae. The coding region runs from base 1 to 942 and encodes 313 amino acids. The transcript has a single exon.